ACUAAGCCACGCCCACAUACCUGUUACAACCAGGAAGAGCGAUUAUAUGGACUUCUCCAAAACAUUCACCGAUAUCUUUCCCAGCUGAAGACCCCUUCCUAGCCCACCUCCUCCCCGUCCGGGCCGGUAGUUCGGGAUAAAACCUGCGUUGGACCGGGAGAACCGGGAGAAAGACGCGGUUUGGCCAGGGACCAGGGUUGCUCUGACCACACCAGUACUGACCUGCUCAAGUCCGGCCGCAAGUUCUGCUGGUCCAGAGAAGCCCAGUACUUGUACCUUCGCCGCCUGUCGUCGAGGAGCUUCUCCGCCAUCACCAUGAACCCGGUCAUGGAGCAGACGGUGUGGGAGCAGUACACCGUGACCCUGCAGAGGGAUUCCAAAAUGGGUUUUGGGAUCGCGGUUUCAGGAGGACGGGACAACCCGAACGAGGACACGGGCGAGACGUCCAUCGUGGUGUCGGACGUCCUGCGGGACGGCCCGGCAGAGGGGCUGCUGUUUGAGAAGGACCGCGUGAUUCUGGUGAACAACACGCCCAUGGACGGAGCGCUGCACUCCUUCGCCGUUCAGACCCUCAGGAAAUGUGGCAAAACGGCCAAAAUCACGGUCAAGCGCGCCAAGAGGAUCCCGGUCAGUGUGAUGCCCCGCCCCGCCUCGCCUGAAGUCUUCACCAACGACAACUACAGCGACUACAACUACGACGCAGAGCGCCAGAGCAUGACCAGCGGCCGCGACAACAGCCUGGAGCGCCGCGGCUACGGCGACUCCGGCUACCAGACCCGCGACCGCGGCAGGAGCGCCGAGCGCGACUUGAGCCCCGACCGGAGCUACCGGCGCGACGGCAGCAGGGGCCGCACGCUGGACCGCAGCCCCGACCAGCGCUACCGCAGCGAGCACACGCUGGACCGCGACUACAGCCCGGACCGCCGCUACCGCAGCGAGCGAACCCUGGACCGCGACUACAACCCGGACCGCCGCUACCGGAGCGAGCACGCGCUCGACCGUGACUACAGCCCGGAUCGGCGCUUGCGCAGCGACCGCGCCCCGAGCCCGGAGCCGCGCUACGGCCGGGACGGCUACAGCCCCGGAAGAGGCCAGAGGCGCGAACCGAGCUUUGAACGCGGCCGGGACCGAGACCGGGACCAGAGGUACAACGAGCCGGUCCGGCGGACGGCGAGCAGAGACCGCCUGGAUCGCUCGCCGUCGCCCGCUGCCGCUCCCAUCCCACUGCCCCGACCGGGCCGGGACCAGGAGCCGCUGGAGAAACCCGUCAACGUCCUGCUGCUGAAGAACCAUCCCAACGAAGAGUACGGCCUGCGCCUGGGCAGCCAGCUCUUCAUCAAGGAGAUGACGAGCAGCGGCCUGGCCGGCAGAGACGGGAACCUGCAGGAGGGAGACAUCAUCCUGAAGAUCAACGGCACGGUGACGGAGAACCUCUCCCUCGGCGACGCCGGGAAGCUGAUCGAGAAGUCUCGCGGCCGGCUGCAGCUGGUGGUUCAGCGCGACCGCCGCCAGAUCCUGAUCCGCAUCCCGCCGAUGGUGGACAGCGACUCGGAGCUCGAUGAUAUCUCUGAGAUCGAGUCGUACCGCUCUUACUCUCCACAGGAGCGAGGUCAUCCCUCUGACCUUUCCUCUCACUCGUCCACUGAGAGGCUUCGAGACAAACCCAGAGACGAUCCUUCCAGCAGGAUGACGAAAAUGGGUGCGAUGCCGACGCCUCUCAGAAGUCUGGACAGGCAUGAAGAUUCCUCGCCUCUGCCGCCAGAGAGGGACGAAACCCGAUCUGUGUCGCCGCCAGCAGCAGCAGUCGCCCCAAGAGUUCAGGUUCCUCCAAAAGUCCCGCUGAAGCCGAGCCUGGAGGACCAGGAAGUCUACGGGCCAAACACGAUAAUGGUGCGCUUCAAGAAAGGCGACAGCGUUGGGCUGCGGCUAGCCGGAGGGAAUGACGUCGGCAUCUUCAUCGCCGGCGUUCAGGAGGACAGUCCGGCCGAGCAGGAGGGUCUUCAGACCGGAGAUCAGAUCGUUAAGGUGAACAACGUUGACUUCAGAGGGAUGGUGCGUGAAGACGCCGUCCUCUUCCUGCUGGAGGUCCCAAAAGGAGAAGACGUGACCAUCCUGGCUCAAAGCAAACCCGAAGUGUAUGAAGAUGUUCUGGCGUCCGGACGCGGCGACUCGUUCUACAUCAGAACCCACUUCGAGUACGAGAAGGAGGCGCCGCAGAGCCUCCCGUUCGGCAGGGGAGAGAUCUUCAAGGUCAUCGACACGCUGUACGACGGCAAGCUGGGCCACUGGCUGGCCAUCCGCAUGGACCAGGACAGCCAGUCGCCGGAGGUGAAAAAGGGAAUCAUCCCCAACAAGAGCAGAGCUGAACAAAUGGCCAACGUGCAGAACGCUGCCAGAGCGGCGUCAGGCAACGACAGAGGAGACUUCUGGAGGCUGAGAGGUCAAAGGGCGGGGAAGAAGAAAGACCUGCGGAAGAGCCGAGAGGACCUGAGCACCGCGCCGGUCGCCACCAAGUUCCCCGCGUACGAGAGAGUGGUGCUCCGAGAAGCUGGUUUCAGGAGGCCGGUUGUGAUAUUUGGACCGAUUUCUGACGUCGUGAACGAGAAACUGGCCUGCGACCUUCCCAACGAGUUUAUUGUUGCCAAAACUGAGCCCAAAGACGCUGGAAGUGAGAAAUCGUCUGGAGUGGUGAGACUGAACACCAUUCGACAAAUCAUUGAGCAGGACCUCCACGCGCUGCUGGACGUCACUCCCAAAGCCGUGGACACCUUGAACUACACCCAGUGGUAUCCCAUCGUGGUGUUCCUGAACCCGGACAGCAAGCAGGGCGUCAAAACCAUGAGGAGCCGCCUGAUCCCCGGAUCCAACCGCAGCGCCAGGAAACUGUAUGAACAGGCGGUCCGGCUGAAGAAGACCUGCUCCCACCUCUUCACCGCGACCAUCGACCUGAACUCGUCGAACGACGCCUGGUACGGCAGCGUGAAGGAGUCGAUCCGGGAGCAGCAGGAGAAAGCGGUGUGGGUGUCCGAGGGGAAGAUGGACGGGUCAGAGGAGGACCUGGACCUCCAGGACGACCGCAUGUCCUACCUGUCUGCCAUGAGCGCCGACUACCUGAGCAUGGACAGCCGCCUGACCAGCGACUACGACGACACGGCGGACGAGGGUGGGGCUUACACCGACAACGAGCUGGACGAGACGCUGGACGACCCGACGCCCGUCUCCGCCAUCAGCAGGUCGUCGGAGCCCGUCCUGCCCGAAGAGCCGCGCCGCACCAAGAGGCCCGGCAGGGAGGUUCUGACCCGGGACCCCAGCCCGCCGCCUUCGUUUGUUCCAGAACCACCAAAGGUCCGCGCCCAGACUCGGACCGACUCGGUGCGCAGCUACGAGUCCCAGUCCAGCAGCACCAUCAGCAGCAUCGACGCGGCGGCCGCCAGCAGGCCGGCGCCUCCGCCGGUGGCCUUGAAGCCCAACAUCCCGCGCCUCCACCAGUCCUCAGAGGAGCAGGCGCCGGCGAACCAGCAGGAGGAGGAAGACCCCGCCAACAAGUCCUUCCUGGGAAAGAGAAUGGCCAAUCAGAUCAAAGCUUUUGAGAAGAUGGACCACCUGGCCCGAGCUCAUCGACUUCUGGAGCUGCAGGAGGCGGAAAACGCUCGAUUGGAAAUCGCCCAGAAGCAUCCAGACAUCUACGCCGUCCCAAUGAAGCUGCCAAAACCCAAUCUGAACCGCCCGCAGCCAAUCGGCUCCAACGCCGAGCCGCAGACGAUGUCCAGGCCCAUGUACUCGGAGACGAGAGGAAACGAGGACAACGAGGCGGAGUACCGCCGCCAGCUGGCGGAGCAGACCCGGAGGGGAUACUACAACCCUCAGAAGUACAAGGACACCGAGCUGUGAGGCUCCGAACAGGAAGUGAGGUCGUUCCCCAGCUUCUGUCGCUUUCUGAACUUCUUUUUUUCUCGCAUUUCGGCUUCGAGUCCAGACUCUCUUGAAGCCGGCGGCGGCGGCGCCGCAGAGGAAGAAAUAUCGGUCCUGAUUUCCAGAGACGAAAUGUUCGGUUUGGGUUUAAAAGCCUCCAGUGUUUCACUGGCGAGUCGAAGGUUUCUGAAUCCGAUCCGUCACAAAUAUCAAGCAGAAGUCUUAACUUUAAUUAGUUUGUUUUUCCUCCACGCAGCAGAUUAAAUGUUUUAAAGCUGGUUUGGUUAAUAUUCAUCCAGAGUUUCUGAAGGUCUUUAAAAACCUUCCAGGAACCAGAAAAGUUCCUGGAAGGUUUUUCUUCCAGUCAAUUUCACCAGAGCUGCUACCUGGUUCUACAAGGUGAGAGAUUUAAUAAUCAUGUUCCACCAUCUAGAAGUUUUAUUUCUAUCUAAAUAUCCCCACAGAAACAAAACAAAACAAAAUGCUUGUUUUUGUCUGUUAU
Molecule: messenger RNA, 4414 nt
Organism: Xiphophorus hellerii (green swordtail)
Lineage: Eukaryota; Metazoa; Chordata; Actinopteri; Cyprinodontiformes; Poeciliidae
Gene: tjp2a
Product: tight junction protein 2a (zona occludens 2)
Exons: 25
Coding region: 316-3891 (1191 amino acids)
Biological process (GO): protein localization to cell-cell junction; positive regulation of blood-brain barrier permeability; establishment of endothelial intestinal barrier
Cellular component (GO): plasma membrane; bicellular tight junction
Molecular function (GO): cell adhesion molecule binding
Source: RefSeq, a predicted model, not a curated record